CUAUAAUUUGGGAACCUAUUAGGAGCGAGCGACUCCACUACUCCUCCUGUGUAAAACCCUAACACCAAUUGAUCCUUUCUAUGCACAUCUCUCUCUGUCUCUCUCUCAACAGAUUAAUCUCUUCCAUCUUUUAAUUUUUCCUUUGUUUCCGUCGAAUUUCCGAUCUUUCUAAUCGAUCGACGCUCAUAGUUGCCGUCUCUGGCGUUUGAACCCGUUCGUUUCCUUUCCUGUUGGGACCUUUUGUGAUUUUUCUGUCGCUUUGUCUAUAUUUUUCGAGAUUUAUCGCGUCUGUAUUUCUGGGCAUUCUGUGGAAGAUUCGAAUUUAUUUAGGGUUCUUGUGAGAGUGGCACCAAGGCUGGCGUGUGUCAAGGCAUGGUAAUGGCGGAUUGGCCAGGUCUCCGCCAAGCGUUUCUUGUACGAGUCGGAGCAUUUAUAGGGUUUGAGGUCAGUUGUUUUUGUGCUUGUGUGAAGUUGGAAGUAGUGAGAGAGUGGGAAGCAUGCUGAGCGUGCUGCGAGUGCACCUUCCGUCCGAUAUUCCCAUUGUAGGCUGCGAGCUCACGCCGUACGUGCUCUUGCGGCGGCCUGACAAGUCGGUCACUACCGAGGAUAUCCCCGAAUCGGCUCCUUUUGAUGGGCACUUUUUGAGAUACAAGUGGUACCGUAUACAAAGUGAUAAGAAAAUUGCUAUCUGCAGUGUACAUCCUUCAGAGCAAGCUACAUUGCAGUGUUUAGGAUGUGUUAAGGCCAAAAUACCUGUUUCCAAAAGCUACCAUUGUUCUCCUAAAUGUUUUUCUGAUGCUUGGCAGCAUCAUCGUGUUCUGCAUGAGCGUGCUGCUAGUGCAGUAAAUGAAAAUGGACCUGAGGAGGAAGAGUUAUUUGGGCGCUUUAACAGCACAGGAGCUGGAAGCUUACCAGCUUCACAGUCAGCCCCUAGCUUGACAAAUGGUGCUUCAUCUGCAUAUCCUGGAGCAAUUACACAAAGAAAUGGUGGUGAAAUAUGGUUUGAAGUUGGACGCUGCAAGACUUACACACCAACUGCUGAUGAUAUUGGUCAUGUUCUCAAGUUUGAGUGUGUUGUGGUGGAUACAGAAACAAAACUACCUGUGGGACAUGCCAACACAAUUUUGACAUCCCGUGUCAUUCCAGCCCCAUCCCCUAGUCCUCGUCACUUGAUAUCUGUUGGUGGAGUUGAUUUGAUGGGGCAUUUGGAUGUGGAGGGUCGUAUUUCUUCGACAGGAACUUUUACAGUGCUCUCCUACAACAUAUUGUCUGAUGUUUACGCUACAAGUGAAUUAUAUGGUUAUUGCCCUCCUUGGGCUCUUUCAUGGCCAUAUCGUAGGCAGAAUCUGUUACGAGAAAUAGUUGGCUAUCAUGCUGACAUUGUUUGUCUUCAAGAGGUUCAAAAUGACCACUUCGAUGAAUUUUUUGCCCCUGAACUGGACAAACAUGGUUAUCAAGCUUUAUUUAAAAGAAAAACAGCAGAGGUUUUCAGUGGAAAUAACCAAACCAUUGAUGGAUGUGCAACAUUCUUCCGCAGAGACAGAUUUUCACAUGUCAAAAAAUAUGAGGUUGAGUUUAAUAAAGCUGCACAAUCUCUAACUGAGGCAUUGGUUCCUAGUGCUCAGAAGAAAACUGCACUAAGUCGUUUAGUUAAGGAUAAUGUUGCGCUGAUUGUGGUGCUAGAAGCAAAAUUUAGUAAUCAGGGGAUUGAUAAUCCUGGGAAACGCCAGCUUGUUUGUGUGGCGAAUACACAUGUGAAUGUCCACCAGGAUUUGAAGGAUGUCAAGCUCUGGCAGGUUCAUACUCUCUUAAAAGGAUUGGAAAAAAUAGCUGCCAGUGCAGACAUCCCCAUGUUGGUAUGUGGGGAUUUUAAUGCUGUCCCUGGAAGUGCUCCUCAUGCACUUCUUGCAAUGGGGAAGGUUGAUCCUUUGCAUCCUGAUUUAGCAGUCGACCCUCUUGGAAUCUUACGCCCUGCCAGCAAACUAACUCAUCAACUGCCAUUGGUUAGUGCCUACUCUUCUUUUGCGAGAUUGGGAGUUGGUCUUGGCUUGGAACAACAUAGACGGAGAAUUGACCCUACCACAAACGAACCAUUAUUUACAAACUGCACCAGAGAUUUCAUUGGUACUCAUGAUUACAUAUUUUAUUCAGCUGACUCUUUAACUGUGGAGUCUUUAUUGGAGCUCUUGGAUGAGGAUAGCCUGAGGAAAGACACUGCCCUUCCUUCUCCAGAGUGGUCCUCGGAUCAUAUAGCAUUGUUAGCUGAAUUUCGUUGCAAGCCUAGACCAAGGCGUUAAUACUAUUUGGUCACCUGUGUAAUGAACUCUGGAGAUAAAAGUAGGAAGAGAAGACAUGUCAUUGCAAGGAUGGUAGAUCGUUGCUUGCUGUUGUUUCAUAGGUGUCUUCCGUUGGGGGGCGGGGGGGAACCAUGCAAUGGUCUGCUGUGUGUUAUGUGCUACCUUUGUCUGAUAGGAAAGUUAUGGUUAUGUUCAAUAUAAUUUCCCUUUUCCCCUUCAAUAGAAGUAUAUGUUGCAAGACCUGGGGGUAAAAUAUUUUACCCAUUCUGUACUCUUUGAGACUACUACAAUUUGCUGCUAAAGCCAAGAAGUCAGUCCUUUUUAUGUUGUUCUUUGGUAUUGGCUGUAGUUUUGCUUUCGGUUGCUCAUGUUACAGAUGUAAAGAAAGAAUAGUUUCAAUUUCCUUCUUUUUCCUUGUUUUAGUGCAACAAAAGUGUAGUAGGUAGCAAGAUAGUCGUUGGAUUCUGAUAAACAGAAUAUAAUACCUAAGCACAAUCAAUUGGAUUCUGAA
Molecule: messenger RNA, 2808 nt
Organism: Diospyros lotus (date-plum)
Lineage: Eukaryota; Viridiplantae; Streptophyta; Magnoliopsida; Ericales; Ebenaceae
Product: carbon catabolite repressor protein 4 homolog 1-like
Exons: 12
Coding region: 498-2297 (599 amino acids)
Biological process (GO): nuclear-transcribed mRNA poly(A) tail shortening
Cellular component (GO): nucleus; CCR4-NOT complex; cytoplasm
Molecular function (GO): poly(A)-specific ribonuclease activity
Source: RefSeq, a predicted model, not a curated record